AUGGACACCACUUUGCAGCGAGAUACCAGUACUUCUGUCGGCACGUCGCAGGAAGAGCGGGACCGCAAUGUGUUGCGUCUCGCUCCUGAAAAGAAGGCAUGGAUGCCUCCUAAAUCAGUCAUGGAUCACUUUUCGGCGACGACGAGUGAUCGUUAUCGAACACGGUUGUUCGAUUCGUCAAGGAUCCAUCACCUUGACCCCUGUGCGAAAGACUAUCGCGCUGAGAAUGAAUUCUUCAUCGAUGCUUUCUUUAGACAUCGAUGGUACAGGGGGAAUCACAAGCGUGAUGGUCCCUCACUGCUUCAAGCGUGGAACGCCUACAUCCAUAAUCUUGAGGAUGUAGGUCGAGAUGUUUGGAACGACAAACUUGUCAGAGCUCGUGAUAAGUUUGAAAAGCGAACCCCGACAGGUGCACGCUAUGAGCUGCAUCGUCUGUCAAGGGAGAAAGGAUUACCCUGCCUCUCUUGGGGAGACUCGUGCCCAUGUUGUGUGAACAACUCUGCACGAGCACCUAAGGAGGCUUACCUCCUUACCAGCCCGUGGUGGCGCGCCGGGAAGACUUUCUCCGGCGGUCCUUCUGCGGCACAGGAUGUGCCGCGUCGUACUGCUCGACCAGACCCAGUACGUCGAUCAUCAGUUGGGAGCGGGGCUCCCAAGAAUCCCAGGACGGGGGAUAGCCGCGCCACCGGACGAGGUAACUCGUCCGACGUCCGUUCACGUCGCGGUGGUUCAACAGCAGCUCAACUAGAUAGCGCUGGCCACCGCGAGAGUCCUCUAAUGGAGGUGGAGGAGGAGGAAAGACGCUCUCCACACGAUCAUGUGGAUCGGUGUGUUCCCGAGAGCUUCUUUGAUCGCGUAACGCAAGGGUUACGCGGCGAUCUCGAACAUGAGCGGGACAAGCGUCUUCAACUGGCGGACGCUGUCUUGAAGCAUCGAGCUGAGUUUGCCUUUGCUCAGCUUGAGAACGAGAGAUCUCUGACAUCUCUUCGUGACGAGCUAAGGGUAGCUUGUGUGGAUAUUGAGCGGUCUCGGGAUGAGAUAACUGCUCUUCAGACCCUUGUCGAUGCCCACCAUCGGGAGCACAAGGCUCUCUGUGAGAUGCUUGAGCGCAAGGGCGUUCUUCAUCGGAAGAAACAGCGUACUGAUGGUACGGCUUAA
Messenger RNA from Peronospora matthiolae, 1158 nucleotides. The record is from the annotation of a GenBank genome assembly. NCBI's taxonomy places the organism in Eukaryota, Oomycota, Peronosporomycetes, Peronosporales, Peronosporaceae.